GCUUCUUUCCUACGCUGCUGCUUCGUUUAUCUCGUGAUCUUCCCUUUUCCCUCCAUUUUUGGCUUUUUCUCGAUUUGGGUAGUCCCGGAAAUUUCCUUUUCUUUUUAUAAAUUGCCGACGCCCAACUUUCGUCACUCUGGUUCUUCUUGGAAUUCCCUUACGCGCGAGGGAUUAGGGUUUUGUGGAUUCGGAAGGAGAUACAUGGAACAAGAAUUGGAUAUCAGCCAACGUUGUGGGCUUCACUGCGUUUAAUUUCUUCCUUAAUCCGUGGCGGGUGAUCUGAAACUAGCGCCGGAUUUGUUUCUGUUUCUGAUUCUGAAUGGCUAGUGUUGGGGAAGAGACCAUGGGAGACGGAAGGAAGGCUAAUCCUGAUAUAGGCGUGAUGAAUGAAGGAGAUGUUAAUGUCCUCGAGGAACCUUGCCCGGCCGUCAUCGAAUUUUUAGAUGUUGGAGAUUGCGGGAAGUGUUCCUCAGAUUGUCGUGAGAUGGAUGGGAGUGAGUGGGGACUUUGUACAGAGAAGCAACUAGAGGAGUUGUUGUUGAAGAAUUUGGAAUUCCUUUACAAUGAAGCUAUAUGCAAGAUCGUUUCAUUGGGAUAUGAUGAAGAUGUUGCGUUGAAGGCAGUGCUGAGAAACGGGCACUGUUAUGGAAGUGGGGAUGUGCUGUCGAACAUCAUUCACAAUGCGCUAGCAUACUUGACUAGUGAUGCUAAUGGGGGUCUAGAUGAGUCUGGUUUUGUUUUUGGAGAAUUGAAGCAACUGGAAGAGUAUUCAUUGGCUGGGAUUGUCUGCUUGCUUCAGCAAGUUAGACCCCAAUUAAGUAAAGGAGAUGCAAUGUGGUGCCUCCUUAUGAGUGAUCUUCACGUUGGCCGGGCAAGCGCAUUGGAGUUUCCACUUACUUCAACUGAAAAAGAUGGAGUUCGCAACGAAACGGAAGAAGGGAGCCCACUACCAUCACCCGGAGGUGUCUCAGUUCCUGUGCCAAUUCGUCCUCCUUUAAAUUUGGUUCCUGGAGCUGAAUCUUCUGAGACUUGUAAAUCAUAUGGUGGAUUGGGGUUUCGAGGUGAAGGUCUAACCAUGAGUGGAAUUACAAAUGUCACGGAUCCUACGAAUUUGGUUCCAACGACUGUAAAUGUUGAUGGAGAUCUAAGCAACCUGAACGAGACUCCUGUGGGAGUGUCAAUGUUAAGACGAAAUGCAGCUGCUGUGUUCCCAACUCGCUUUCCAGAAGUCUUAAAAGCAGAUGGAUGCAAUCCUCUCAGUUCUUCCGCAGGUUGCUAUCAUGAUCAUCCUUCACUCACCUUAUGCAUGCACCACCAUAAAGGGAAAAGUGAGUUGGGUGGGCUUUCUUUGUUGAAGAACCAAGCAGAUAUGGUGCAUGGGAGCACGGGUGCUGCUCACCUGGUGACUGUGUCUGCAAGAUCUGAACUGCCUAGUGGAAUUGAUUCCGUGUCAAAGGUUUCUCCUGAAAACUGUGAAAACUCGAAGGAGACUGAUAAUCCUGAUAUUGUAUCCUCCAUAGCAAGUAACCUAGAAAACAUGCAUAUUAGCGACAAACUUGAUGGAACGAGUGACCAAAGAGAUGAAAUGAUCUCCAAAUUAACUCACCAAAUAGGAAUGUUGGAGAGGCAACUUCAGGAGAGAAUGGAGUGGGCCCAAAAGAAAGCACUGCAAGCUGCUAAAAAGCUAAGCAGUGAUCUCACAGAGCUUAAGAUGUUGAGAAUGGAAAGAGAGGAAACUCUGCACCAGAAAAAUAAACAGUCACUUGAGGAUGCAACCAUGAAGAAGCUCUCUGACCUGGAAGCUGCAUUGAAGAAGGCGGGUGCCCAAGUUGAUCGUGCUAAUGCAGCUGUAAAGCAUCUCGAAACAGAAAAUGCGGAAAUCAGGGCUGAGAUGGUUGCAGCAAAAUUAAGUGCAGCUGAGUCAGUUAAGACAUGUCUAGAGGUUGAGAAGCGAGAGAAAAAGAUCCAGAAAAAGCUAUCAGCAUGGGAGAAGCAGAAAACGAAGUUGCAGGAGGAAGUGGCUGAGGAGAAACGGAAGAAUAAUCAACUGCAGCAACAGUUGCAUCUUGUCAAGGAAGCACAAAAGGAAGCUGAGAUAAAGUGGAAACAUGAACUGGAAGCGAAGGAGAAGGCAAUCUCACAAGUGGAGGAGGAAAGAAGAGCCAAGGAAGGCACUCAAGUUAACAUUACAAGGAGGCAGGAGGCGCUACGCCGCAAGAUUGAAAUAGAUUUUCAACGGCACAAGGAUGACAUUCAAAGGCUUGAAGAGGAAUACUUGCGCCUUAAAGCAUCAUCAAGAUCCACUCAGCUUAAUUGCUCGUCGACCACACAAUCAACUUGUGAUGUGGAUAUGGCAAAAAAGGUAAAAGAAUCACAUAAAAAGGCUACCAAUGAGCUGGACAAAACUCAAGAAUCAUCUUGUAGAGAGAACAAGUGUGGUAGGGAAUGUGUGUUUUGCAUGAGAGAGGAGGUUUCAAUAGUUUUCCUACCAUGUGCUCAUCAGGUUCUGUGUGUUGGCUGCAAUGAGGCCCAUGAGAAACAGCCUAAGAAACGUUGCCCUUCUUGUGAUACUGGGAUAGAACAGAGGAUUCGUGUCUAUGGUGUUAGCUCUUAGAUCUGGAAAAGGUUGGUAGGCAACUGUGUUGUAUCAGGGGCAUCGCAUGGCCAAGUGUAUGUUGGAUAUGCAUUGUAUGUCAGAAUAACUACAUUUUAAACAUUUUCCAAGUCAAGAAA
Nymphaea colorata (pocket water lily) is the source of this 2733-nucleotide messenger RNA. RefSeq names its product MND1-interacting protein 1-like. The record is from RefSeq and is a predicted model, not a curated record. The transcript has 3 exons. NCBI's taxonomy places the organism in Eukaryota, Viridiplantae, Streptophyta, Magnoliopsida, Nymphaeales, Nymphaeaceae. The coding region runs from base 320 to 2614 and encodes 764 amino acids.